This is a messenger RNA of Desarmillaria tabescens, 852 nucleotides long. RefSeq lists its product as uncharacterized. The transcript has 2 exons. NCBI's taxonomy places the organism in Eukaryota, Fungi, Basidiomycota, Agaricomycetes, Agaricales, Physalacriaceae. The record is from RefSeq and is a predicted model, not a curated record. Bases 51 to 635 code for a protein of 194 amino acids.
GUUUCUUCCACCCAUACCAUCACCGUUGACCGUACAGCGUAAUUCAAACAAUGCAAGCUCCAUCUCAACCUCAUACUCAGUCUCCAAGUGCAACAGUGCUUGGUCGAUCCGCAAUCCUCGCGCCUCCGAAUCUCGCUCCUGAUGAUACCGACCGUUGGCUGGCCCCUGUGCUUCGCACUGCUCCCGACCACCUAAGAAAGUGGUUCAUGGACAUGAGUAGCCGUGAUCAUGAUAAAAUUUAUAUGACAGAAAUUGACGAGGAGGCCAAAACCUGGAUCCAAGAGCAUCGUGAAGAAGUAAUUGAGGCCAUGCCUGUUCGACUUGAAACCUAUGAAAACAAUAUAAUUCUACAAAUCCCAUCACAGAUCCAUCAGUUUGCCGGUCAGGUCAUCAAGGAGGCUAUCAACUCCAGAUAUAAAUCUGGCACCCACUCCAUCAUAAUUAUGGAAUCUGCUGACAUCCCCCUUCUCGACAAGCAUUGGAAGCAGUGCGACAUCCAAAUCUAUGACUUAGAGCCUCCACCUGACAGCACCAGCACGGUGAAGAGGCUUUGUACAUGCCAAGCUAGAAAUGCACUAGCGUAUAUAACACUAACACAACACACUCACACUCACACACACACAAACCCUCAGUAGUUCGGGGGUGAUGUGUGAUACAAGCACACAAUAGCAGUAGUAUUGAAAGAAUCCUUGCACGUUACAAUAUAAUAUAGCAUGCUUAGCAAUAUAAUAAUCUUCUAAGUCCAAAUGCUUUUGGAACAGGAGGUGAGCAACAGAAUCGCUUGGCCUCAAGGCAAAAGUAUUAUUUCGCAAGCCCCCAAACAUUCUACAAGAACAUAUAACCCUCAAAAUA